AUGACGUCCCCCGAUGCUACUGACGGAGGUUACGGAUGGGUCAUCGUGUUUGCAGUCUUCUGGAACAAUGCUCACGUCUGGGGAAUACUGUCCAGCUAUGGUGUCUUCCUGGAAUACUUCACCUCCCAUUCCAUAUUCCCGCACAGUCGAGCUCUCGACUUUGCCCUGAUUGGAGGUCUAUCGGCUUCACAGGCUCUCGUGAUAUCGCCCUUAAUCACAACCAUUCACCGUCGCUUUGGCCUCAGGGCUACCAUAGCCCUCGGUGUCCUGUUUGAGACCGCAGCUCUGCUGGGAGCGUCCUGGAGCACAGCGAUUUGGCAACUGUAUCUGAGCCAAGGUGUCUGCUUUGGAUGGGGUCUCGGUCUGCAGUAUCUUUCGACAACCGCCAUCAUUCCGCAGUGGUUCAGCAAAAGGCGAAGUCUCGCGGCAGGCAUUACAACAGCUGGAACCGGCACUGGCGGACUAAUAUAUUCGCUUGCAGCUCACGCCAUGCUAGAUAAUGUCGGCAGGGGCUGGUCAUAUCGAAUCCUAGCGAUCGUACAGCUCGUUGUGAACUCCAUUUGCCUACUGCUUCUGCGUGACCGAAGCUCAGCGCAUGCAACCGGGAGACCGGGGUUAUCGAUCAAUUUCAAGCUCGGAAAGAGAUAUGAGACAUGGCUAUUUAUCGCUUGGGGCUUUUUCAGCGUGAUGGGUUUCAUGGUGAUUUGGUUUUCGCUGGCAACAUACGCUCGAAGCAUCGGCCUGACUGCCAGCCAAGGGUCCACUAUCACCGCCGUAAUGAAUAUAGGACAGAUGUUCGGACGCCCUGCGGUAGGUUUUUUCAGUGACAAGAUUGGCAGAUUGAAUGUUACCACUUUUGCCUCGUUUGUCAGCGGCGUAUUAUGUCUGCUGCUGUGGGUUUUUGCGAAGACAUAUGCAGCCCUCACUUGCUUUGCAUUGUUUGCUGGGAUCUUGUUUGGCACCUUCUGGGCGGCUAUUGGCCCUUUGGCCGCCGAGGUUGUCGGACUAGAAGAGCUGCAGUCAUGCUUGACCAUUGCCUGGCUCGUCUGUUCUGUACCUGCAACUUUCGGAGCGGCUAUCGGACUUGAGCUUCGGACGACCGGAGAGCACGAGUAUCUCCACACGCAGCUGUUCACGGGGUUCAUGUAUAUUGCAGCAUCACUGUGCACACUGCUGCUGCGGGGAUGGAAGAUAUCGGACAAGGACCGUCGAGGGGAUAUAUUACGUUCGAUGGUGAAGAUGGAGAAAGUCUAA
Molecule: messenger RNA, 1254 nt
Organism: Aspergillus melleus
Lineage: Eukaryota; Fungi; Ascomycota; Eurotiomycetes; Eurotiales; Aspergillaceae
Exons: 4
Coding region: 1-1254 (417 amino acids)
Biological process (GO): transmembrane transport
Molecular function (GO): transmembrane transporter activity
Source: RefSeq, a predicted model, not a curated record